GAUUCAUUUGCUCUCUUGCAUCUCUGGAAAAACAAAAGAGGGGGAAAACAGAGACAGAGAGUUCUGGGGAGCGAUAAAAAGAAGAAGAAAAUCGAACUGUUUUCCUCUUCUGGAGCUCAAUUUUCUAUUGGUGAUCAAAUAUUUCCAUCAGAAUCACCAAUUGACUUUCAAUUUGAUUACUUAAUUGAUCAUGGAUGAGGUACUCACAGCUGCAGAUGCUUCUUCAUCUUCUCGUUCAUUUAAUUCUUCUCCAAUUCUCCCUUCAAAUCUUCCUCUUCUCUCUGCUUUCCUCGCCUUUGCUAUUGCUCAAUUUCUGAAGCUCUUUACCACCUGGUAUAAAGAGAGGAGAUGGGAUUCAAAAAGGAUGUUUGGAUCUGGUGGAAUGCCCUCAUCACAUUCAGCCACUGUUACGGCACUUGCUGUUGCAAUUGGGUUUCAUGAUGGAACUGGAUCAUCAUCAUUUGCACUUGCUGUGGUCUUAGCUGCUGUUGUGAUGUAUGACGCAACUGGUGUUCGACUUCAUGCAGGCCGACAAGCUGAGGUGCUGAACCAAAUAGUUUGUGAACUUCCUACAGAGCACCCAUUAUCAAAUGUUAGACCCCUACGUGAAUUGCUAGGUCAUACACCCCUGCAGGUUGCUGCAGGUGCUAUCUUGGGUUGUAUAGUAGCAUUUUUCAUGAGGACUUCUGGCUAGCGGAAAAGACUACAAUAUCAGCAAGAAAAGAUCAAUUCAUUUGAUCCCUCGUAAAAGGAAACAAAAGAAGAGUUUGGUCUUUCAUGGGGGCAUAUGUUUCAUUCAGUUACUCACUAUUGUAAAAGAUGGGAAACACCUACCACUUAGGGAAAAGGCUUGUAAAAUUUUAUUUACCAGUGUUUUAAAAUUAAAGAUGCAGAAACAUUCAGGGCUUGUAAACAUAAGAAAACACAUUCAACACUCUUCCCUUCUUUUCUCUUUUUUCAUGUAUUCUAAGCAUAGGAUAUACUCCUAAUUGAAUA
This is a messenger RNA of Papaver somniferum (opium poppy), 996 nucleotides long. RefSeq lists its product as uncharacterized. The transcript is spliced from 5 exons. The coding region runs from base 191 to 694 and encodes 167 amino acids. The record is from RefSeq and is a predicted model, not a curated record. NCBI's taxonomy places the organism in Eukaryota, Viridiplantae, Streptophyta, Magnoliopsida, Ranunculales, Papaveraceae.